UUGUAAACCCGACACGUUCUCUCAAAAUCAACCAUUUCUUUAUUUUCCCCCAAAUUUCUGAGAAAGCCAACAGUACAAAUACUAAAAAAUCAAAAAUUGCAUUUCCCCACUCACUCCAGGCACCGUUAUUCGGUUCAUUUACUGCAUAAACCCACCCACUUGCAACUUCCAGAUCUUUUGCUUCUUCCUUUUUUGUCAAUAUUAACCAUAGAUCUUCUUGCUAAAAUUUGCUGAAGAAGUGAUGAAGAUUCAGUGUAACGUUUGUGAGGUUGCGGAGGCGAACGUUUUGUGCUGCGCCGAUGAGGCGGCGCUGUGUUGGUCGUGUGAUGAGAAGGUUCAUGCUGCUAAUAAGCUUGCUAGUAAACAUCAGAGAGUCCCUCUGUCUGGUUCUUCUUCAUCUAUGCCUAUGUGUGACAUCUGCCAGGAAACAGUUGGCUAUUUCUUUUGUCUUGAGGAUCGGGCAUUACUUUGCCGAAAAUGUGAUAUUGCUAUUCACACAGCUAAUCCUCAUGUUGCAGCUCACCAAAGAUUUUUGCUGACUGGAGUGAAAGUAGGACUUGAACCUGUUGAUCCUGGUGGUAUUUCAUCCUCAGCGACGUCACAGUCCAUUCAGAAGGUUUCUGAACCGGAGUCUGCUCCACUUUCUAAACGAAAUGCCCCAGUAUCAUUGGAUGCUCAAUUUAACAAAGUAUUACCUACCCAGGCUAGUGGGGUUGGGGAUUUUGCUCCUACUAAGUCUCCGUUUGCUGGAGGUUCUGCAGCUGGAAGUAUGCCGCAAUGGCAGUUUGAUGAAUUUAUUGGUCUGAGUGAUUUCAAUCAAAAUUAUGGAUACAUGGAUGAUGGAUCAUAUAAGGCGGAUAAUGGCAAACUUGGUGGAGAGUCAGACUCUUCAUCAAUCUUAAGAAUUGAAGAUGAAGAACUAGAUGGUGAUGAGUUCUUGGGUCAGGUGCCAGACACAUCUUGGGCAGUGCCACAAGUUCCUUCCCCACCUACGGCCUCUGGACUUUACUGGCCCAAAACUUACCAGAAUCCAUUCGACUCUGCAGUGUUUGUGCCUGACAUUAGUUACUCCCCUUCAUCGAGCCUUCAACAACAACCUCCAAUUGGUACUCGUCUGAAACGAAGAAGGCAGUGUUAAUGCACAUUUACUUUAAGCUUUUUCACUCAUGUUUGUGAUAGGUGAUUCAGAAACCUAAGCUGUUUGCUCAUGUUAGUGAUAGGUGUUUCAGAUCCCUAAGCUCUUCACUAAAGUUAGUGAUAGGUGUCUAGAUAGAACAGUGUGUGGUAGUUGAAAUUUGAUUUGAAGUUAUUUCAGCAAUGAUUAUUGUGUUUCUCCUUUGUAAGUAAUCUGCACUGUCUGCUGCAGUUACAUAGAAUGCCAAAAGUGUAUUAGUUCCACUCCAAUUCCCAGAAGUUGUACAAGAAAAUGAAUGUGUAAACUGGAACCAGAGAAAAAUGACCAUUGUAUCAUCUUAAUUUACCUCCUUUCACUA
Messenger RNA from Solanum tuberosum (potato), 1493 nucleotides. RefSeq names its product B-box zinc finger protein 22. The record is from RefSeq and is a predicted model, not a curated record. Gene Ontology annotation, biological process: regulation of DNA-templated transcription; photomorphogenesis. Gene Ontology annotation, cellular component: nucleus. The transcript is spliced from 3 exons. Gene Ontology annotation, molecular function: zinc ion binding. NCBI's taxonomy places the organism in Eukaryota, Viridiplantae, Streptophyta, Magnoliopsida, Solanales, Solanaceae. Bases 242 to 1138 code for a protein of 298 amino acids.